UCUUAUAAAACUUGAAAUUAAUCAUAAUUAAAUGACACCUAAGAUGUGGGAUGUGAAGAAGUUUCAAAGUGUCAGGUCCAGUGGCGGCUCGCGAGUAUAGGCACUGUGGAACUGCAGCAUCCCCUAUUUCUACUUGAUAUUAUCGGUAACAUUUAAUAUAACGAGCUGUCACUGGACCUAACAUUUUAAUACUUCUUCACGCCACUACGAAUGAGGUCUUCUCUGUAACUAGUUUAUGGUCCGUGGUACUGCUUUAUCCACAUGGUCAAUCCAUUAUCUUAGAAAUAAAGAUCUGUACUGUUAAAAUUAUAUUAAAAACGUUUGAUCAUUUAAAGGUGAAAAUUGUACCGAAGUAAAAAAUAAUUAAUUCAUUAUGAAUAAACACAAAUCAAACCAAGUGAAAUUGAUGAAAAAUAAAAGUUCAAAAGAGAAAUAUAUUCCUUCCAAAGCAUUGUAUAAACAAAAAUACACUACACCUUUAAAAAGAAAAACGCGCAAAAAUGAAUAUAAUGCAGAAGAAGAAGCCAGGUUAGAAAAGAUUGCGUUUGGUGAUCCGAGUGGUAUAAUAAAUAAUAUAUUAAAUAAUGAAAAUUUAGAAAAUGUUAAAAAUGAUAAUGAUGUGUCUGUAUUUGAUAAUGCAAGUAAUGAUUCGAUUGGAGAAAUAGAAAUUUCUCAAGAAUAUUCCAAAAAGGCAGCAUGGGUUGAUGAGGAUGAUAUUAAGUGUUCCAUACAAGAUGCUGCAAAAAUUCAGAAUCGUAAAAUAGCUGAUGUACCAGAAAAAUUAUAUAAAGAUUAUUUAUCUAACAAAUACAAAAAGAUUGUUGGUAAUCCAAAAUGGGCCAAACUUGAAAAAAGUGAUGACUUGGAUAAUGAAAUAUUAAAGCAUAGUUGUCAUUUGGAAAAACCUAAAGUAAAAAAUUUACCAAAGAGCAUAAUUGAUAUAAAAGCACUGUCACCAAUUAAUAAAGAAACACAUACUGAAGGACCUAUUGUAUCAAGUGUCGAAUUUCACCCAUCUUCUACAGUUGCUUUGGUUGCUGGUUCUUCUGGAAUUUUAUCUCUUUUUCAGGUGGAUGGCAUUGAAAAUAAUAAAUUGCAUACAAUGCAAUAUGAAAAAUUUCCUAUUAGUACAGCGAAGUUUCUGAAAGAUGGUACAGAAGUAUUGAUUGGUUCUCAAUAUUAUGCACAUUGUCAUUCUUACAAUUUAAUGAGCGGAAAAACAUAUAGAAUGCUAUUACCGUCUGGACUUACUAAUAUACAGAAAUAUGAAGUAUCCCCAGAUGGAAAAAUAUUAGCCAUUUGUGGGCGAUCAGGAGAAAUUUUCUUAUUACAUAGUUUGUCAAAAGAACUUAUUACUACAUUAAAAAUGAAUGCUAGAUGCAGAGCAUUAGCAUUUACACCCGAUAGUAACACACUGAUUACGCAUGGUGACAGUAAUGAAAUGUAUAUUUGGGAUUUAAAUAAUCGUGUAUGCAUUCAUCGAACUAUAGAUGAUGGGUGUUUAUCUUGUGCUUCUAUUGCAAUGUCUCCAAAUGGACAAUUCUUAGCGACAGGUAGUAAAGAAGGUGUGGUUAAUUUGUAUCAUACUAAAACAGUGUUAGAAAGUCGGAAUCCUGUUCCUUUAAAAACUGUUCUUAAUUUUGUAACAUCAAUUACGAAUUUAAAAUUUAAUCCGUAUUCUGAAAUUUUGGCAAUAGCUUCAGGUAAAAGACAUAAUGGAUUUAAAAUGAUGCAUUUACCAUCGUUUACAGUUUUUUCAAAUUUUCCUACAUAUCAAACACAUUUGUCAAUGCCUGAAGCAAUUGAUUUUUCACCAAGUAGCGGUUAUUUAGCAAUUUCAAACAAGUCAUUCAGUGCCUUUUUAUAUAGACUGAAACAUUAUCGAAAUUACUAGACAACCUUUACUUGGCAAAUUAUUAAAAAUUUUUUUUCAAUGUAAAUUAAUAUCUAUAAAACCUAAUUUAAAUAUGUAAAUUAAUAUCUGCAAAACCUAAUGUAAAUAUGUAAGAAUAAGAUGGACAUUUAAUAAUUGACGAAAACAAUAUUUAUUUUUUCCCUACACACACGCGCGCGCGCGCGCACGCACACACA
Heterotrigona itama is the source of this 2091-nucleotide messenger RNA. The record is from the annotation of a GenBank genome assembly. Lineage: Eukaryota; Metazoa; Arthropoda; Insecta; Hymenoptera; Apidae.